Messenger RNA from Dermacentor andersoni, 1382 nucleotides. The record is from RefSeq and is a predicted model, not a curated record. NCBI's taxonomy places the organism in Eukaryota, Metazoa, Arthropoda, Arachnida, Ixodida, Ixodidae.
UUCGCCUAGUCGCAUGGAGAAGUAGUCUGUCUUCUUGAAGUUCUUUUUUUGGAGGGAGGGGUAAUGGCCCGCGCUAGGUACGCUAGAAGCCGAGGAUGAAGAAGUGUGCGUGGUAUAGCUGCUGCAGAAACGAACAGUAAACGGCCGUUUGCUUGGAACUGACUGCUUGCCUUUUCCUCUCGCGACAAUAUAAUGAUUUCGUAUUAAUAACUAAUUCAACGGCGCGCCUGUCACCCGUUCUCCUAGGAAUUCGAACUUAUUCGGGACAUCACUGCAGCGACGAUGGAAACGCGCCUAGGGGAGUCCGCGUGAAAGUUAUCACAAUUAACGAAACGUCGUUAAAUUCCGGGCGUAGGUGAACAGCAUGGUCCCUGUGCUCGCCUACUGGGACGUGCGAGGCUUUGCCCAAGCCAUCCGCAACCUUCUCGUCCACGAGGGAGUCGAGUUCGAGGACAAGCGCUGCCAGCACGGAUCGCCGCCGGAGUACGGCCGCGGUGAAUGGUUCAAGGACAAGUUCGCGCUGGGACUGAAGUUUCCCAACUUGCCGUACUACAUCGACGACGACGUGAAGAUCACGCAGAGCUUGGCCAUUCUGCGGCAUCUCGGAAGAAAGUACGACCUGAACGCCAGCAGCAGCCUCGAAGCCACGGAACUCGACGUUCUCGAGCAGCAAGCUCGGGACCUGUGCCUCAUCCUCGCCUACGAGGCCGUUCCAAUGCCUCGGUACAGAGAAGGGCUCAAGUCAUACGCCGAGAACGUCAAGGACAUGCUCGAGCCUUGGGCAAAGCACCUGGCUGGGCUGAAGUGGGUGCUCGGAGACAGGCUCACCUAUGUGGAUUUCCUGCUGUACGAGGGGCUCGACUGGCACCGAGUGUUCAAACCGGACGCCGUGCAGCAAUACCCGGAGAUCGUCCAGUACCUCGAAAGAUUUGAACAGCUAUCCAACCUCAAAGAAUACUUCGCCUCGGACGAGUACAAGGAAUGGCCCAUUAUGGGGCCACUCCGGUCGUGGGGUUACAACAGAGGUACCUGCGUUUCAGAGUGAACCAGUUUAGUCCGCAGUUGUUCUUUUUUUCUUUGUUACAUGGGCCCACUAUUCUACACACGUAACAUUUUCAUUCUUGGUACUCGCCGCGGUAGCUUAGCAGUAUGGUGUUGCGCUGCUAAGCACGAGGUCGCGGCAUCAGAUCCCGGCCGCGACGGCCGCAUUUCGAUGGGAGCGAAAUGCGAAAAGCCCGUGUACCGUGCAUUGGGGGCACAUUGGGGGCAAUAAUGUUUACCUGGUGGUAAACAUUACUCCGGAGUCCCCCACUACGUCGUACCUCAUAUUCAAAUCAUGGUUUUUGCACACAAAACCUCAGAAUUCAUUCAUUCAUGGUGCC